AUGGAGUUGUGCAUCGAGUACUGCUUCUACUACGGAGAGCGUGCAACCAAACAUGUUGCGGAGCGACCAGUUCCGGUGGCCGUGACGACAAUCACGGCAAGUUGUUUGCUUUUGCUUCUGCUCGGUCCAGCACAAGAGGGAGCCGCCCAUGUCUCGGCCCCAACUCUUCCGGACCUUUGCCGUGGCAAGCGGGUCGUGCAAGGUCACAGCCAAACGGUGUCCAACUCGGGUCGAGGAAUGACAGCGGGCACCAACGAGGACAUGGCAAUGGCCGGGAAUGCGACGUGUGGUGUAGCAAGCAUGGCAUCGGACAGGAUCGUCACAACGAGCAGGCAGACACUGAGGCAACUCAGAGUUCUUAUCAAGGGGUUGGAUGAACGGUUUCACAUGGACCGCACGGACGAGCCACAAGAAGCUGCACAACAGGCUGACGUACCAGCAGACAGCAUUCCAGGUGAUGGGGGUCAUGAUUUGCAGCAACGCUUCCCAGUUCCGACCAGCGUGGAUGAAGAUGUCGGGCAGCAAGGAGUUCCCCAAAUAGGUGACGAGCCAGCAGCCGCUCAAGCUGACCACCGUGAUGAUUCCCAGGAUGGCCAGGAACGCCAGGAGGGUACAAACGAUGGACAUGAGCCGAUUUCAGAAGGCUACGCGAGCUUGAGGGCUCAAAUGGCUCGGUCACCCAGCAUGCAGAUUCCAAGCCUGGCAGUUGCAGAUGUUGCUCCCCAACCAGAUGGUGGAGAGCCCGCAGAUGAGCCAGUGGCCACUACGGCGGACGAUGAAGCCCCUGCAGGUGAGGCAACGCAAAGCCAAGUGGCCGAUGAGCCAGCACAAGGUCAGGCGGCCACUACGGCGGACGAUGAAGCCUCUGCAAGUGAGCCAACGCAAAGCCAAGUGGCCGAUGAGGCAGCACAAAGUCAGGCGGCCACUACGGCGGACGAUGAAGCCCCUGCAGGUGAGCCAACGCAAAGCCAAGUGGCCGAUGAGCCAGCAGAAAGUCAUGUGGCCACUACGACGGACGAUGAAGCCCCUGCAGGUGAGCCAACGCAAAGCCAAGUGGCCGAUGAGCCAGCAGAAAGUCAUGUGGCCACUACGGCGGACGAUGAAGCCCCUGCAGGUGAGGCAACGCAAAGCCAAGUGGCCGAUGAGCCAGCACAAGGUCAGGCGGCCACUACGGCGGACGAUGAAGCCCCUGCAGGUGAGGCAACGCAAAGCCAAGUGGCCGAUGAGCCAGCACAAAGUCAGGCGGCCACUACGGCGGACGAUGCAGCCCCUGCAGGUGAGGCAACGCAGAGCCAAGUGGCCGAUGAGCCUACAGAAAGUCAUGUGGCCACUACGGCGGACGAUGAAACCCCUGCAGGUGAGGCAACGCAGAGCCAAGUGGCCGAUGAGCCUGCACAAAGUCAGGCGGCCACUACGGCGGACGAUGAAGCCCCUGCAGGUGAGGCAACGCAAAGCCAAGUGGCCGAUGAGCCAGCAGAAAGUUAUGCGGCCACUGCCGUGCACGGGGAAACCCUUGCAGGUGAGGCAACGCAGAGCCAAGUGGCCGAUGAGGCAGCACAAAGCCAGGCUGCCACUGCCGUGCACGGGGAAGCCCCUGCAGGUGAGCCAACACAAAGCCACACCACCGGAGCUAUUGCAGAUGUCGCAGCAUCGGCAGAUGUACCAGCAGUGGGGCAGACGGCAACUGCAGAAGGUGAAGCCCCAGUAGAUGGGCCGACAAGCCAAAUUGCAGCUGGUGCAGAAGACCACUCGGCGCUUGCAGAUGUGCCAGGUGCCAAAGUUGAAUCAAAGGACCCGAGCAUUGGGACGAAAGACGAAGCUCCAGCAGCUGAAGCAAGCGGAGUUGGUGCAGGGCAGGCGCUGCAAGAAGCUACCGAAGAAACGAAUGUAUCAACGGCAGAGGGUGCUGCAACAGCGCCGAGUGAGGACACAUUGCACCGAGUUUUCGAGGAGAAGAGUGCAACAGCUGCGAGCCUGGCAGCAGAAGAGUCUUCACACACCACUGCCCGGACCGGUCAAGCAGACCAGACCGCAACACGCAAAGCAGCUCUGCGUGUCAAUCACACCGAGGAGAAGCCUGGAAGCGGGGAUGAUUCGCAGGAGGCGCAGGUCGCACAGCCAGCCGUCACUGACGCCGUGAGCGCAAAUGAAGUGCCGAAAGGUGGCUCCUUGAAAACACAGGCAGAGCCCAGCACUGCACAAAAACAAGGGGAAGCCAACGAGAGCAACGCCACUGAGGCAGGAGAUUCCAUUCCAGUCGAGUCUAACUGGCGCCCCAGCGUGACAACAGCACAGUACAUGCAGCGAUCAGACUCAGACUCGCCGCAGCGAGCAGCGAAUGUCAGCAUGCUGUCGAAGAAGGCAUCCCGAGCCCAGGCUUCGGACAAAACGGGAUCCGAGCCUUUCGAGCCGAGGCGCAGAGCCGACGCCAGCGGCGAGGCCAUCCCUCAGGGCGACGAGGGUAACGCUCUUCAGGUUUGGGAGUUGUGGAGAUGUGUGGAUCUGCAGGAGUGGCAUCGGAAGAGGCGAAAUGACAGUGCCGACACGCAGUGUGGCUACGGGGCGACGCCGUCACCUUUGUGCUCUCCUUUGGAGGAGGAUCCAAAUGCUUCGACGCCGACUCCAAUGCGUACACUCGCAUUCCCAUGCAGCCCUGUGGUGUGCCCAUCUCCAGCGGAGUUCAGCCGUGAGGAUCUCGUGCGGAAAAAUGACCGACAGGUUUACAACGAGUACGAGUUUCUUGAAGUGCUUGGGGAAGGCUCCUUUGGCAAAGUUCACAAGGCGCGCCACCGCCGCACAGGUAUGCUUCGAGCUGUGAAGGAGAUACCACACACCGGCACGGCAGACGAAGAGUUUCAGCUAGAACUCAAGGCUUUGCAGGAGCUAGACCAUCCACACAUUGUAGAGGUCAUCGAGUACUUCGAUGAUGUUACUAAUUUCUUCCUCGUCAUGGAGCUUUGUACAGGUCCUGACGUCUUCACCUAUGUCUUGGAGCGCAUGGACUCGCCAGAUGGCGAUGGCUUCGUUCCAGAAGCGGAAAUCGCAGUUAUUUUGAGGCUCUUCGCGGAUGCAAGAGUAGGAUAG
Symbiodinium sp. CCMP2592 is the source of this 3084-nucleotide messenger RNA. The record is from the annotation of a GenBank genome assembly. Lineage: Eukaryota; Dinophyceae; Suessiales; Symbiodiniaceae.